AUGAGUUCAGAUCGUACCUGUUGGAAUAUCAAGGCUUCUAGAGUAGCUAACCAAGCCCACAACCCCAUUCGAGCUAUUGUAGAUAAACUCAAGUUGAACCCCAACCUUACCAAGCCCUUGAUCAGCUUGUCUAUCGGUGACCCCACCAUUUUCGGUAACUUUAAUGUGGAUCCUAGUGUCAAUGAAGCUGUUAUCAAGCAAAUUGAAAGCUUCCGUUCCAAUGGCUAUCCUCCUGCUGACGGUUAUUUGGUUGCACGAACAGCUGUUGCUCAAGCUCAUUCUGAUCCUGCUGCCUCUCUUACAGCAAAUGAUGUUAUUUUAGCCAAUGGUUGUUCUGGUGCUCUUGAAAUGUGCUUUAAUGUUCUUUGUAAUGAAGGGCAAAACAUUCUUUUGCCUCGCCCUGGCUUUUCUCUCUAUGCUUCAUUGGCUGCUGUCAAGUUUACAGAAGCAAGAUUUUAUGAUUUACUGCCUGAACAAAACUGGGAAGCUGAUCUAAAGCAAAUGGAAAGUUUAAUUGACGACAAGACCAGCGCUAUUUUAGUCAACAAGUAA
Gilbertella persicaria is the source of this 552-nucleotide messenger RNA. RefSeq names its product tyrosine aminotransferase. The transcript is spliced from 4 exons. Gene Ontology annotation, biological process: biosynthetic process. The record is from RefSeq and is a predicted model, not a curated record. Lineage: Eukaryota; Fungi; Mucoromycota; Mucoromycetes; Mucorales; Choanephoraceae. The coding region runs from base 1 to 552 and encodes 183 amino acids. Gene Ontology annotation, molecular function: pyridoxal phosphate binding.